Molecule: messenger RNA, 657 nt
Organism: Hibiscus syriacus
Lineage: Eukaryota; Viridiplantae; Streptophyta; Magnoliopsida; Malvales; Malvaceae
Product: protein PLANT CADMIUM RESISTANCE 3-like
Exons: 4
Coding region: 19-534 (171 amino acids)
Source: RefSeq, a predicted model, not a curated record
UUCAUUGGGCACCAAAGAAUGUGUCCACAUGAUACUGGAAAAUCAAGAAUAGCUCCACCACCACCACCAUCCGCAGCUGAUCCACCGACGGUUCUGGCUCUGCCUGAUAACAAACUAAAUGAAUGGUCCACCGGCUUCUGUAGCUGCUAUGAGGAUUGUUCAAGCUGCUUCACCGCUUGCUGCUGUCCUUGCAUCACGUUUGGCCAAAACGCCGAAAUCAUCGACCGAGGAACCACAAGCUGUGUAACAGCGGGGCUGGUUUAUUUGUUGCUGGCGCCCGUAUGCUGUUCGUGCGCGUACACAUGCACGUAUCGGAGGAAGCUAAGGAUCAUGUACGGCUUAAAAGAAGGCCCUUGUGCUGAUUACGUCGUUCAUUGUUGUUGCCAUUUCUGUGCUGUUUCCCAAGAACAUAGGGAGCUUCAAAACCAUGGCUUUGACCCUUCCGUAGGAUGGAUCACCAAUGCUGACAGGUUGAACCGCGGCGGAGCCAGGCCAAUGGCACCUCCAAAUACGGCAGCACCCAUGGCUCGUUAAUUGUGAGAGAUGGUUGGAAUUUCUUCAUGCGUAUAUUCAAAGUUUAAAUUGAGUAGCCUUAGUUGGUGAAUUAUCUAUGAGCAUCUAUGAUGAUUUGUUAUAAAUUAUCACUUAAGUUCUUUU